Trypanosoma brucei brucei TREU927 is the source of this 516-nucleotide messenger RNA. RefSeq lists its product as hypothetical. The record is from RefSeq and is a predicted model, not a curated record. Bases 1 to 516 code for a protein of 171 amino acids. Gene Ontology annotation, biological process: transmembrane transport. Gene Ontology annotation, molecular function: mechanosensitive monoatomic ion channel activity. The transcript has a single exon. Gene Ontology annotation, cellular component: membrane. Lineage: Eukaryota; Euglenozoa; Kinetoplastea; Trypanosomatida; Trypanosomatidae.
AUGAAGCGAUUUUUUGACAAGCUAUACCACACCACUGGCUUUAUCGUGGACCCAAGUCAGCGCAGCGUCGCUAGCCACGUAAGCUCUCUGUUGUUGCAGGGCUCCAUAGCCUUUUCUUUAUUAGGAACGAUUGGCGUAGACACCUCACCGCUAGUUGCAGCUGCAGGGGUGAUUGGUGCUACUGCUGGAUUUGCCUGUAAAGAUUUUGGUGCUAACUUUAUAGCGAGUAUUGUUCUGAGCAGUCAACCUUCUUUACGUACUGGGAACAGAAUUUCAAUAGGAACCGGUGCUGGCGCUGUCAAGGGGGAGGUGGUCGACUGGGACACUCGGUACCUAUAUCUUCGCACUUCGGAGGGUCACCUCUUGCAUGUGCCCAAUAGUAUGAUUCUCACUUCAAUCGUAACGUGGGAGAGUAGUGAGAGUAAGCAGAGGUUGGGGGGGAAUGAACCACAAGGUUAUUCGCCCACACCGCCCCACACAGUGCCAUGUAAUGAUUCUGCUUCUGGAACGAAGUAA